Seminavis robusta is the source of this 2539-nucleotide messenger RNA. Lineage: Eukaryota; Bacillariophyta; Bacillariophyceae; Naviculales; Naviculaceae. The record is from the annotation of a GenBank genome assembly.
UUUCGAAGCCAGAGAAAGCAGCCUUGUCACUUCGUUGCUUCUGGGCUGGGUGUCACGCCGCAACCCCCAACAUCAUUAUUGGCAGCAAAGGCAUGUCGGACGAAUUGCUUGAGCUCGUACGCUCCCAUGCGCCUCUGGAAGAUGUGAAGGAGGCGUAUGACAGGUGCCCUUCCGGUCUGACACGAGAUGUUGUGGAAGAAGGGUUCAGGAAGAGAGCACCACCUGGAGUGCUGCUGUUUCUGGUGGCAACAUUGGACUCUCCGGAAGACUUGAAUAUGUCAUCUCUGUUGCUUUAUGCAGUGCUUCAGACAAAGGAUCUUUCUUGUCUGCCUAUGAAAUCUGCUGAGCGUGUGGCUGAGGAGAACCAGUUUGACAUAUACAAAAAGUCGUAUAAACUAGAAUUAUCCUCUUGGGUAGAGGAUGUGUUAGAGGCGUUCCCCCCCAACACAUUCACACUUGAAACCGACCAAGUGUCUCAUGAGACCGAGCUUCGCCACCUCCACUUUUGCUUGGACAAAGCUGAGUUUAACACAGCUCUGGGAGACAUGAUUGUUGGUCUCAUCCCCCAAACAACUACCACAUUUACGUGGCCAGAGAUUGUGGAUACCAUUUUCAACUUCACAGCAAUAAAUGCCACGGUCACAGCCAAGAUCUUGACAAAGGUCAGGCAUUUCGCGAGCCAUUCACAUAGCAAUUGGGGAACGGAGGGCUUCAAGGUAUUGAUUCCUGCAGUCUUCAAAGAAUCUUGCAGCGUUACCAGUAUGGAUCUCGUUGUUCCUCCAACAUCUUCCGAUUUGGGAGAAUUGAUGGAUUCUGAUGCAUUUGUUGGUAUGAAACACUGCCCUAUCACCGACCUAUCGCUUUCCUUCUUGAGCCGAAUCCACCGACCUUAUGAUGAAAAGGCGCCGGUGAAGUGGGAUAUCCUGACGGCUGUAUCUUGCAUGGACAAGCUCCAGAAGUUGGUCCUGUCUGUUGGAGUAGCGGAUAGAGAAUUUAUAGUGAGAAUUCAUGAGUUAGACCAGAGUUUCGCCCAUGCUCUGUGUGAAGUCAUCAGCAAACGUGUGCAGAAAGUUGCUAUUCACCUUCACAGGUGUAAGCUAAGCAAGAGGUUGUGGUACUCAGUCUUCGAUGCAGUCGGGAGGAGUCGGAACGUGAAAGACUUUCAGAUCGAUGAUAACCUUGCCAACAUUAAUGCCAAGGAGUUUCUGAAACAUCUCCUGACCAUUCUGCAGAAAAACACCACUUUGGAGAAUGCAAGAAUCACUCGUUGGGGUUAUAAGAUAAACAAUUCUCGCUGGGAAAGAUGUGACGUGGACGCAGCGAAGGUGGAGGAAGCACGCAUUCAAAUCCACUACUACACGACAUUGAAUCGCUAUGGUCGUGGGGUGGCCAGAGAUCCAAGUGCUUCCAUGGAAGCUUUUGUGAACGUUUUGACUGUCACCCAAGACUAUGGAAAGUCGGAGGACACACAGAGCUUUUUCACCACCGCAGUGCUUUAUGGCUUGCUUCGAGAAUAUCCCACCAAGUGGAGCAAUCCGAUGUCCACACAAGACAUUGCUGCAUCUAAAAGGGGACGAAAACGCAAAGCCACUGGAUUAUGAUCUUGCCAAUGCAUUGAUGGCUUCCGCUUGCUGGUGGCACGUGCGGCAUGCCAGUUCUUCUCUUUCCUGAUGGCCUCUGCCGGUAUAGUCCAGCGACUGUGCUGAUGGUUGCACACUACCGUAUCAUAUGGAAAAGGUGCAAACAAUGUUCACGACAGAACCAUUCUAGAAAACGAAUGAACAGCCAUAAUGCCGCACGUUUUGCAAAAGAUACGGUUGAACUUGGGCACCAGGUACCCAGAAGGUUUGUGUCGUCUCGGCUAUCAUGGCUAGCUACCGGUAGCUUUCUCCCCAGCGUAGAACAGAUUUGUUUAGCUAGCAAACUGUCACCGGCGAGUCACCAUGAAAUUGUAAAAUAAUGAGCUAGCUUUACUGAACAUCCAGCGGUGGUUCAGUCAAACAUCUAAUCAGUGCAACGGUACAAGUAGCUGGAGCAUACUACUAGGCGCAGGUGUCCUUGAUCGCCGCCCGCUCUUCUCAGCAUUGACGAAUUCGUCGUCGGUCGCAAUCAACUUACCGCGAACAACUUGACGAUUCGAUUUCAUUUGAUGAUUGCUUCGCGAUUUCCACAAGAGAAAGACACAAGCCUGUCUGAGUUGAAAGUCUCGACGUGCACGCAAUGGCAGGGGCGUGUUGUCGAUAAUGGCUCCGAGAGCCCCCUUCCCAAGUACUGCUUUCUAUUAGCUUCAGCAACACAGAUGACCUAGGGGUACCGCACCUCAGUCAUACCCAUGCAAGAGACAUCAAGCUCCAGCAGUGCUGAUGCAAGCCAUGCUAUAGCCCGAAAAGUACUACUAGCUAGUAGUAUUGGGGAGGCUCUGCCAAAUUCAGGGAACGCUGUUGAAGAGAGCAAUCUUCACUUGUUGCGGAAAGACGGUUUGAAAGAAACCUGACAUUGCGAUGUUCAUGCAUUGCUGCUGGCUUUUAAAUUUGGCGCC